CCCCGUGAAGCGAGGAGAGACCUCCGAAGAAGGGAUGGGAGUAGGAGACCGCGUGUAUGCCUCCAAAAAGGGGGUGUAGCAUCUUCUCUUCAGUAACGCAGUGAACAGUGAACACGUUCGGUGAAGCUGCCAGUUUCGCUCUCACUAUUUCUCGAACCACAUGCUACCGCAUUUCACUUAUCAACGAUCAUAAACCAGCGAUAUCGUACUUCGCGCGCAACCAAUCACAUUAAAUCGGUAGACAUUUUGGUAGCAACAUGUUCUCCAGAUUAACUUUGACCUUGGUCAUCUUCGGUUUGAUUCUACUCGCGCAGUCAGGUCUGGCAUUACGAUGUUGGAAUUGCGCUUCGAACGUGAACGCGAUGUGCGGUGACCCAUUGAACGUUACCGAUCAUCACUUCAAUUUCCAUACGCCACAAUGCGAAGCCAGCUCGUACGACACCUCGAAGCACAUCUGCCGGAAAAUCGUGAAGAAGGAGGACGGUGAACGAGUGGUGAUCCGUCAGUGCUCAACCCCGUACGUGGACGAGGCGGACAUCACGGACGGUCCCUGCGGCAACACGGCAACUAUUUCAGCUCGAGGCAUGGUCGAAUCCUGUCAUAUUUGCAGCACCGACUUUUGCAAUUCCGCGACGAGUGCAUCGGUUAUGCAACCGCUUUUCAUCGCUGCGCUGGCCGUCGUCGGCCAUCGUUCCCUGCAAUCGAAAUACAAUUUCCUUUAACGAGGCGGGGAGUGCAUCGAGUAUUCUCUUCUUCCUUUAGCAAUAAUCAUCUGGGAACAAUUUUUUAUGAUUUCACAUCGAUUUCUCUACAAGAAUAAUUGUUUGUUUCAGACUCUGCAUUAGUUGAAACGUGUUUACUAGACUGCGGAUUUUACGUAUUUACCGAAAGUAUAAAGAACGCGUAAAGCGAAUGUGUACGCGAGAGAAAUUGUUAUUUAAAUUGAUAUCGUAAAACGUUUUAUUUCGCAUAAAAGUCCGCAGAUCAUUUUCUUAUGUCUGCCGUUUUUCUUAUAGCUUGUCGAAGUCCUUCUUAUCUGUAGCAAUUCGAGCAGUAAACGGGUAAUAAAAUUGUCAAGACAAUUUCAGAUUUGAUCAUAGCAGCGAGUAACGAAUGGUGUCAUGUUAAAAUCGACCGAGACAAGUUCGUUAACGUUUUAUAGUUAGGCAUACCUCGUUAGUCGCGUACUAAAUAGAGCGGUUUACGCGUUAGAGUAGUUGCGUCACCGUGCUGAGAAGCUUUACUUAAUCUAAUCGACUAUUUAACACGGUCUAGAAUUAUUUUCGUAAGGAAACUAAUUGAAAUAUUUUUGUACCAUGUCUGUAUAUAAGCCUGACACGUAUGACGUGGUUGUAGAACUAAAAUUUAACUCACGUCGAUCCAAUUUAAUACGUACCUUGUAACCACGAAAGCUGUGCACUUGCGUUGCUGUUAUAGAAAUUUUUUAAUCGAAUUUGUUACGUGUAGAUAUUUCUUAACGCAUUCAAUCUUGAAUUAGUAAUAUUAAUCCCUUGAGUCGUGAAACUACUUUAAGGAACAAAAAUUGAAGAAAGUAGCUUAUCAGGAAUCCGUCCAAUGUAUACGAUAAAUCAAAAUUUUGCUUUCGCUUUCGCGUCUAGCGAAUAUUUGAUAUAAUUAGCGUUUCUCUUAUUUUCUUAUUAAAUUCGUAGACUUA
Ceratina calcarata is the source of this 1675-nucleotide messenger RNA. RefSeq lists its product as uncharacterized. Gene Ontology annotation, biological process: sleep; regulation of synaptic transmission, cholinergic; positive regulation of voltage-gated potassium channel activity. The transcript is spliced from 3 exons. Bases 258 to 722 code for a protein of 154 amino acids. The record is from RefSeq and is a predicted model, not a curated record. Lineage: Eukaryota; Metazoa; Arthropoda; Insecta; Hymenoptera; Apidae.